Arachis ipaensis is the source of this 2314-nucleotide messenger RNA. Its product is annotated as oligopeptide transporter 1-like. The record is from RefSeq and is a predicted model, not a curated record. Gene Ontology annotation, molecular function: oligopeptide transmembrane transporter activity. Gene Ontology annotation, biological process: transmembrane transport. NCBI's taxonomy places the organism in Eukaryota, Viridiplantae, Streptophyta, Magnoliopsida, Fabales, Fabaceae.
AGAACAAUCUUAAGGUAGGUCAAUUAAGGAGAUUUAUCCUACUAGUACAACCAUGGAUGAGGUUGUCGUCCAUAAUGAGCCUCAAGAGAAGCAUCAUUCCAAGGUUUCUGUAGAUGGUGACAUGAUUGAUGAGGUUGAUGACAAUCCCAUUGAACAAGUGAGGUUAACAGUGCCAAUCACUGAUGAUCCAAAUCAACCAGCACUAACAUUCAGAACAUGGGUUCUUGGGAUCUUGUCAUGUGUUGUUCUUUCAUUUGUGAAUCAAUUUUUCAGCUACAGAGACAACCCUCUUUCUGUUGGAUCUAUGUCUGCUCAAAUUGUUGCAUUCCCACUUGGCAAAUUCAUGGCUGCAACACUUCCCACAAAACUUAUUCACAUUCCCAUGACAAAUUGGCAUUUCACAUUGAAUCCAGGCCCAUUCACUUUGAAAGAACAUGCCCUUAUUACAAUCUUUGCUAGUUCUGGAGCAAGUGGUGUUUAUGCAAUUGGCAUAAUCAACAUUGUCAAGGCUUUCUAUCAUAGAAGCAUUCAUCCAUUGGCUGCUUUUAUGUUAGCAAUUUCAACCCAGAUGCUUGGUUAUGGAUGGGCUGGGGUUUUUAGAAGAUACCUUGUUGAAUCUCCCUAUAUGUGGUGGCCUUCAAACCUUGUACAAGUGUCUCUAUUCAGGGCAUUCCAUGAGAAAGAGAAAAGGCCAAAAGGAGGAUUAACAAGGCUGCAAUUCUUCUUGAUGAUAUUUGCAGCAAGCUUUGCUUAUUAUGCAAUUCCGGGUUACUUAUUCCAAGCAAUAUCAACUAUUUCUAUAGUAUGCUUAAUAUUUAAGAACUCCAUUUUAGCACAUCAAAUAGGAUCAGGUGUGUCAGGACUUGGAAUUGGUUCAUUUGCACUUGAUUGGAACACAGUUGCUGGAUUCCUAGGUAGCCCUCUGGCUAACCCUGCCUUUGCAAUCAUAAACAUGUUGGUUGGAUUUGUUCUCCUCAUCUACAUUGUUCUUCCUCUGUCAUAUUGGAACAAUGUUUUUGAUGCUAAGAGGUUCCCUCUUAUUAGCUCUCACACGUUUGACUUUUCUGGUCAAAAAUACAAUGUCACAAGGAUUCUGAAUGUUAAGACUUUUGACAUUGACAUGGAGAGUUAUCAGAAUUAUAGUAAGCUCUAUCUUAGUGUUACCUUUGCACUUGUCUAUGGAUUGAACUUUGCCAUUUUGACUUCCAGUAUUUCACAUGUCAUUCUUUUCCAUGGAAAAACGAUAUAUGGGAUGUGGAAGAAGGCGAAAAAAUCACUGGGAGAAGAAGAUGUGCACACAAGAAUCAUGAAGAAGAACUAUGAGAAAGUUCCUCAAUGGUGGUUUGUCACCAUUUUGGUUCUAAUGACCAUAAUGUCCUUAAUAACUUGUGAAGGUUUUGGCAAGCAACUCCAACUUCCAUGGUGGGGAGUUUUAAUGUCUCUAGGAAUUGCAUUGGUCUUCACUUUGCCAAUUGGAGUCAUUCAAGCAACAACAAACAACCAACUUGGACUGAAUGUGAUCACAGAGUUAAUAAUUGGGUAUCUAUACCCGGGAAAGCCUCUUGCAAAUGUAACCUUCAAGACCUAUGGAUACAUUAGCAUGACACAGGCACUUAGCUUUCUUGGUGACUUUAAGUUAGGCCACUACAUGAAGAUUCCUCCAAAAUCUAUGUUCAUCGUUCAGUUGGCAAGCACAAUAGUGGCUUCAGUUGUGAGUUUUGGCACCGCAUGGUGGCUUUUGACAUCCAUUGAUCAUAUUUGCGACGUAUCACGCUUGCCGGCCGGUAGUCCAUGGACAUGCCCGAACGACGACGUAUUCUACAACGCCUCAAUCAUAUGGGGCGUUGUAGGGCCAGCAAGAAUGUUCACCAAGAAAGGAAUCUAUGCCACCAUGAACUGGUUCUUCCUCAUCGGAUUUUUAGCACCGGUUCCAGUUUGGCUACUUUCUAGAAAGUUCCCUCAGCACAAGUGGAUUAAACUCAUCCACGUACCGCUCAUCAUUUCAGGCGCCAACAACAUCCCGCCGGCGGGAUCGGUGAACGUCAUUAUGUGGGGAAUUGUUGGGUUAUUUUUCAACGGGUAUGUUUACACCAAGUUUAAGAAAUGGUGGGCUCGCCAUACUUAUAUUCUCUCCGCCGCCUUGGAUGCCGGUGUUGCUUUCAUGGGUGUGGUGUUGUAUUUCACACUCCAAAGCUAUGGUGUUUAUGGUCCACAAUGGUGGGGCUUGGAUUCUGACCAUGACAUAUGCCCUUUAGCAUCAUGCCCUACAGCCCCAGGUGUAGUUGCCAAGGGAUGCCCCGUUCUUAGUUGAAUC